This is a messenger RNA of Musa acuminata subsp. malaccensis (wild Malaysian banana), 2197 nucleotides long. Its product is annotated as chaperonin CPN60-like 2, mitochondrial. Gene Ontology annotation, biological process: protein refolding. The record is from RefSeq and is a predicted model, not a curated record. Gene Ontology annotation, cellular component: mitochondrion; cytosol. Gene Ontology annotation, molecular function: ATP-dependent protein folding chaperone; ATP binding. NCBI's taxonomy places the organism in Eukaryota, Viridiplantae, Streptophyta, Magnoliopsida, Zingiberales, Musaceae.
CUAAACCCUGAAAACCCUGAACCAAUUUCAGCUUCUCUCGCGCUCGCUUGGAUUCACCAUGUAUCGGGCAGCGGUAGCCGCCGUUGCUUCCUCUGCGCUCAGGCGAUCGUCCUUCCAGAAGCAGAGGGAUGCCCGGAGGAUUGGGAGCGGUGUACUUCUUUAUGCUCGGAGCUACGUCGCAAAGGACAUCAAUUUUGGGGUUGGGGCUCGGGCGGCAAUGCUUCAGGGAGUUAACGAGCUUGCUGAAGCCGUCAAGGUUACCAUGGGCCCCAAGGGUCGGACUGUCAUCAUUGAGAAAAGUCAUGGAGGCGUUAAAGUUACAAAAGAUGGUGUGACGGUUGCAAAAAGCAUCGAGUUUAAGGAGAGAUCUAAGAAUGUUGGUGCAGAUCUUGUGAAGCAAGUCGCUAAAGCCACUAACACUGCUGCAGGAGAUGGUACAACUUGUGCAACUGUUCUAACUCAAGCAAUACUUGCCGAAGGUUGCAAAUCGCUGGCAUCUGGAGUUAAUGUUAUGGACCUACGUCAUGGUAUUAAUAUGGCUGUGGAUACUAUUAUUUCCCAUUUAAAGCAUAGGGCCUGGAUGAUUAGUACUCCAGAAGAAAUCACUCAGGUGGCUACCAUUUCUGCAAACAAUGAACGAGAGAUUGGAGAGUUGAUUGCCAGAGCAAUGGAAAGAGUUGGGAAAGAUGGAGUUAUCACUGUUUCUGAUGGAAAUACAUUGGACAAUGAGAUGGAAGUGGUGGAGGGAAUGAAACUAGGCAGGGGUUAUAUAUCACCUUACUUCAUUACAGAUGUGAAGACCCAAAAAUGUGAACUAGAAAAUCCAUUGAUUCUUAUUCAUGAUAAGAAGAUUUCAGACAUGAAUUCUCUUGUACGAAUAUUGGAGCUUGCUUUAAAGAAUCAUAGAGCACUUCUAAUUGUGGCUGAGGAUCUAGAAAGCAAUGCUCUAGCCAUGUUGCUACUGAAUAAGCAUCGUGCUGGUAUCAAGGUUUGUGCCAUCAAGGCUCCUGGUUUUGGUGAAAAUAGAAGAGCAAAUUUGGAGGAUCUUGCCAUACUUACAGGAGGCGAGGUUAUCACUGAAGAUCAUGGCAUGAACCUUCAGACAGUCAAAGUGGAAAUGCUUGGUACCGCUAAAAAGGUAACUGUCUCUCUUGAUGAUACUAUUAUUCUACAUGGUGGUGGUGACAAGAAGCUAAUUGAAGAAAGGUGUGAACAGCUUAGAACAACUAUGGAGAAAAGCACGGCGAUGUUUGACAAGGAAAAAGCACAAGAACGGUUAUCAAAGCUUUCUGGAGGUGUUGCUGUCCUCAAGAUUGGUGGAGCAAGUGAAGCUGAAGUUGGUGAGAAGAAAGACAGGGUUACAGAUGCUCUAAAUGCUGCAAGAGCAGCUGUCGAAGAGGGAAUUUUGCCGGGUGGUGGAGUUUCCCUCUUGUAUGCUACAAAGGAGCUUGAUAAGAUUCAAACCUCCAAUAGUGAUGAGAAUAUAGGAGUUCAGAUCAUUAAGAAUGCCCUAAAGGCACCUACUUUAACUAUUGCCGGGAAUGCUGGUGUCGAUGGUGCAGUAGUUGUUGGCAAACUGCUUGAACAAGAGAAUCUUAAUUUGGGCUACGAUGCUGCUAAAGGAGAGUACGUUGACAUGGUAGAGGCUGGAAUAAUCGAUCCCUUGAAAGUUGUUAGAACUGCUUUGGUAGAUGCUGCCAGUGUUUCUGUCUUGUUGACAACCACUGAAGCAGCAGUCGUCGAGCUUCCUGAUGCGAAAAGUGGCCCAAAAGUAAACCGCAUGGCGCAGAUGGGUGACAUGGAUUAUUAAUCGGAAGAAAUAAAUAGUGACUUCUGAUUUUACAUGGUUAGUCAACAACAUGAGUGUUCCUUGAAGUGAGGCUGCUCCUUCAAUCCACAUCAAAUUUGGUUGGGAUUUUGCGUCUUUGAAGAGUUUUUGUUGUAGCUCAAGGCCAUGUGAGUCUAGCAUCAUUUGAGCUUUGGAUCAUUAAAACUGUUGUAAGGUAUAUGCCCAUUCAUUGAGGUGGCUGCACAAGCUGACCAAUAAUUUUUUAUAUUUCCUUAUUUACUUAGGGCAGGAAUAUUUAGAUUGGUCCCGAAACAAGUAGUCCAUGUAGUAGUAGUCUAUGUGUCCAGUCUGAACGUUUGUAUUUGGCCCAUCCAUUUGCCGUUAUCAACUCACUGCCGUUGCAUCAAG